Rhodofomes roseus is the source of this 624-nucleotide messenger RNA. RefSeq names its product PRTase-like protein. Bases 1 to 624 code for a protein of 207 amino acids. Lineage: Eukaryota; Fungi; Basidiomycota; Agaricomycetes; Polyporales; Fomitopsidaceae. The record is from RefSeq and is a predicted model, not a curated record. The transcript has 9 exons. Gene Ontology annotation, cellular component: cytoplasm. Gene Ontology annotation, molecular function: hypoxanthine phosphoribosyltransferase activity. Gene Ontology annotation, biological process: XMP salvage; hypoxanthine metabolic process; IMP salvage.
AUGGCCCCCAAGCACCAGCACAUGACAUACAACGAUGUCCACCACCUCAUCCGCGACUCUGCGGAGAGGAUCAAGGAGUUCCGUCCUGACAUGCUCAUUGCCAUCGGUGAUGGAUUCUUCCCGGCGCGUGUCUUGCGUACAUUCCUCAAAGACGCCGACACGAAACGCAACAUCCCCAUCCACGCGAUUGGCCUCUCGCUAUACGAGUCACUGCCGGGCACGACGGCAGAGCAGAUCGGCAACGAGGUCAUCCGGACGCAAUGGCUGGGGCCCGAAUCGGGGAAGAUUCUGCUGGGCAGGCGUGCCCUGAUUGUGGACGAGGUCGACGACUCGCGCAAGACGCUCCAAUACGCCGUCACGGAGCUGCAGAAGGACAUCGAGCGCGAGCUGCUCGCCCUGCCUGAGGCUGAGCGCGAGGCCAAGCGGACACGCUUCGCCGUGUUCGUGGUGCACAACAAGCUGAAACCGAAGGUGGGCUCGCUGCCCACAGACAUCCCGUACUACCCGGGCGCCGAGACGGCGGACGUAUGGCUGGACUACCCGUGGGAAGCCGUGGAUAUCGACGAGCACGACCGACUCGCUGCCGAGGAGCGCGAGCAGGAAAAGCAGCAGUCCGCGUACUAG